Molecule: messenger RNA, 1410 nt
Organism: Pedinophyceae sp. YPF-701
Lineage: Eukaryota; Viridiplantae; Chlorophyta; Pedinophyceae
Source: the annotation of a GenBank genome assembly
AUGUCGCUCGGGUUGGGCGCCAAGCGCGCCGAGGAGGAGCUGCAGAGGCAGCUGCGCGCCCUGCAGAGGGAGAAGGACAACAACAGGUGCUUCCACUGCGAGAGCCGCGGGGCGCCGUACGUCGUCUUCUUCAAGCCCGGGGUCCGCCUCUUCGUGUGUACGGACUGCGGCGCGGAGCACCGCAACUUCCCGGGCCACCGGCUGAAGAGCGUCAGCGCAGCGAAGUUCGACGCCACUGAAGUGGAUGCGCUGAAGGAGGGCGCCAACGGCCUGAUGGCCGCGACCUACCUCGCCAAGUACGACCAGAGCUGCUCUCCGCGCCGUCCGCAGCGCGGCGACGCGCACGCGGUGAAAACCUGGAUCCACGUUGUGUUCGAGAAGAGGAAGUUUUUCGACGCAAGCGGCGCAGCGAGGUACCGCCGCGACAGCAGCUCCACGGUGGCAAGCGGGCCCACGUCGCGCUCGGACCGCGCGCUCCCGCCCAGCGCGCCGCUGCCCCCCACUUUGGCGCAGCAGCGCACGCCGCCGCCCAUCGCCGCUGCGCCGCCGCCGCGGGACCUCCUGGACUUCAACAGCCCCACGCCCUCGCCGCACAAGCCCGCCGCGCCGGUGCCCGGCGCAUGGCGCGCCUUCGACGUCGCAACGCAGCAGGCCAAGCCGAAGCGUCCUUCCCCCGAGGAGAUCCUCGCGAUGCAGAUGCAGCAACUCAAGGUGGGAGGCGCACACGCGCCCCGCGCUGGCGGGCCGCCGCCGGGGGGGAGUGCGCCGCCGGCGAGCCAAGGCGCGCCGGGGUACCCCGCGCCCGUCGGCGGGGCCGCACAGGCCGCCGGCAGCCGCGCCGCGCUGCCGGAGGACAUGUUUGGCCCUGCGCGGCCUGCGGCGGGCGCAGCAGGGCCGCUGCCGCACGGGAUGUUUGCGGCGCAGGGGGGCGCGGCAGCGCACCCGGGGAUGGGCCAGGCGCAGCCUGCGGUGCCGGCGCAGGGCUACAGCGGCGGACCGUUUGCGCAGCCGCCGGGGGGGGCGCCGUUUGGCACACCCCCGGGGGGGCUUGCUCCGCUCGGGCAGCCCGCGGCGUCCGCGAACGGCGGCGCGCCGUUCGACAGCGGGCCUGCGCAGGGCGGGGGCGCUUCGAACCUCGCUGCGGCGGGCCUCGUGGGCGCCGGGGCGUUCUCGCUAGCACCCGCCAACGGCGGCAUGGCUGCGGCGGGGGCCUCGACGGGCGGCGUGGGCGCGGACCUUUUCUCGGAUCUCGGGCCGAAGCUGCGGAACGUGAACCCGCAUCCGGGCGAGGUGGGGGCGCCUGCGGCGCGCGGCGGCGUCGUAGCGGCGCCCGUGGUCAAGAAGCCUGCGCCUGCGCCGGCACCCGCGCCGCCGCCCGCGGUGCCCAAGUCCGGGAAUCCGUUCGCGUGA